AGGACUUGGCCUUCAAACAAGAUUGGACAGCUGUCCUGUGCCGUUAUAGCCCAGAUUAAUUGAAAAAAAACAACAACAACAACAACAGCACAGAAAAAUAGCAUACUCUUUGUGAUUAUGAGCACGACCCUACUUUUCGUAGGUGUAACAGUUGAUAUAAGAUAGGCCUAUAGUUUAAUACAAGGUACAUAAAAUAGCUUGUGUCAGUCUAAACGACCGGACUGUUUCAGAACUAAAAUGUAUGCCUACGCUGAACAGACUAAUGGGCGUUCGAUUUUACAUUAUUCUUUGUUUAAAUAACAAUAAUGAAAUAUCAACAUGCCGUAGCUGCAUUAUUUACUUUAAGAAUAGAGGUGGGAGAACAAGAGUACGAUAAUUGUGGGGGGGCGGGGGUGGAAAGGGGUGGAAUAUCAAUUUUUAUUGCAUCACCUGUCAGUGGCGUCCAAUCAGCGCCGGCUUUGGGGCAUUAAUUGAUGAAGGUGUCUCCAGCCUUGCUCACUUCCCUCUGUCAUUUUAUUUGUUGCUAAACCAGCAGCGGGAAUAGCAGCUGCAUUUCGGCUCUUAUUCUCCCUCUCGCUCACUCUCUCUCUCUCCCUCUCUCUCACUCACUCACUCUCUCUCUCUCCUCUCUCUCUCUCUCGUUUUCUCUCUCUUCUCUCUCUGUAUCCCUCUCACUCUGGCUGAGCAGGGAAACGAAAGACCGCAGGUACAAGAACACAGGCAGACAGCAGCCUGCCUGUGUGCAUCAUAUACAUUUCAUCAGUAAUGCUGGGCCCAGGGCAAUGGAUUAAUUGUUCAUGCAUUUUUAUUAUUUUUGCAGUCGUGCAUUUUUAUUAUUUUUGCAGAAGUUUUAUACUUACUGACGCAGCGUGGACACUCUGACUGUUAUCUGUAGCUUUGACAACAGAAUGCCUUGAAAUAAAGAACUGUUUGCUGUGGACAUUCAUCGCGCCAGAUGUGGGGAUUAAUACAAUAGACAAAAUGGGCGAUUUGGAGUCUGGUUAUGAAGAGAUGGAGGGUGUUAAACUCGGGUACCUGGUUAUCAAGGGCAAGCAAAUGUUUGCCCUUUCUCAAGUCUUCACCGACCUCUUGAAAAAUAUUCCAAGGACUACUGUGCAUAAACGAAUGGACCACCUCAACGUGAAGAAGCAUCACUGUGAUCUGGAGGAAUUGCGAAAACUCAAAGCAAUAAACUCUAUAGCUUUCCAUGCGGCUAAAUGUACUCUGAUUUCAAGGGAAGACGUGGAAGCUUUGUAUAUUUCUUGCAAAACGGAGCGAGUGCUUAAAUCCAAAAAAAGAAAAACGAACACGAGUUCACCAGAGGAUACCUGUGACGACCAGAUCAACCCAGAACCCCACGACGAUUUCUGGAAAGAAAAAGUUUGGCUAAGUUUGCACGGGGUUCCUCAGACUUUCUCAUUUAAAAACAGACAUGGAAGACAAGGGGCUGCCUCACCCCCGGCUUCCAAUCUACCUCAAAUUUACAGUAAAUUCGCGUGCCGCGGCUACCAAGCAGUGACAAAGUCGGAAUGCAAAUCCCACAAAAACUAUGAAACUUCUCAGAUUCCCAGCAAUUGUGUAGCAUUUAAUUCAAAUCAUUCGUUUAUUCGGAAUGUUGUAUGCACCCGACAACCCCUACUCUGUCAUUCCGCCAUUGCGGCACAGUCAAGGCGCUCAAGCACUACCGACCUAAUUUAUAAAGGGAAAGGAGAGCACGAGGACACUGGCAUACAAUUUUGGAGCACAGGCAGACGCAAUCGUCAGGUUUUAUUUGUCCCGAAAUGCUGCAAGGCAAAAGUACCCAACGGUUCUUUAAACAAAUUUUACCUCGAGCACGGGUUAUACCUCGACCACCAACAUAUCGGGAAUUUCCAGGAGAGCUGCAGUAGUGACACCGAGUCAAGUUCUUACUCCGAACGAGUCGAUGACUCGGAUUUUGGGUCAAGUUUGUCAACUACCAGUAACUCCGCAACCUCCGACGAGGAGGAAGAUGAUUCUGUGUCAGAAUCAUCAGACGUCAGUUCAGAUGAGGAGAGUUCUUCCCAAUCUGACUCAAGUUCUGUUGCGAGCCAAGUUUCGUUGCAGAGCAUUCGAAUGAGGCGUACCAGUUUUUCAGCUCUCAGCAAUAAAGCGCCUCCACUACCGCAAGCGUCUUUUCACUGUAGUCUCCAACACAGCACAACAAAUCAGAGCGGAACAACUGAGUUGGAUUACGGCAUUUUCACCAGGAAGCUCCCGAAAGCUGACUUUAACCGCACAACCUCUGUGAACAAACACGAGGAUAGUACUGUAUCAAAGCAGCGAAAGGCAUUCCCGCUUGUUCUUGGAAGUUGUUUUACAGAAACCAGGAGGGAAAGGUUUUCUAGGACAUUGUCACACAUUGAAAAUGAAAUUCCAAAUGAUCCAAAGAGGACUGACCCCGCAAUUAACAGUGUUAUUGAAACAGGGUCUUCACCUAGUUCAAAGGGAAACAAAGAGUUUCCUCUACAAAGGGUAUCAGGACAGGCAAACAAAUGCCCACAAGCCUUGAUCUCAUACUGUGUCAGAGACAAAGAAACAAUAGUUUCUCAGUUCACCGAGAACAAUCCUUCAUUUGACGUACAUUUAAAAAAAGAGCCGAAAAUUAGCCAUUGCCUUCAACUACCCCCACCUCAUAACAUUAUCAAGACAGAAGUAGAGGAGCCCAGCACACCCACCGAUGUUCACAGCGAGAACAACGGAUCAGUAAAGACACCGCAAACUCUGCUUCGGAACGUUAAAAUUAAAGUAGAGGAAAUAUCUGACGAGUAUGAAUUCUCGUGUCAGGGUAAUGGACUUGUAUGGAAAUACCAAUGCAACAGAACUGAGCCAGACAUCACCAGUGGUCAAUAUCCGAGUGGCGAGGACAAACCAAUACACAGUGUAAACAAUGCGACUAAAGCCACCGAGUGCGCUGGAGACUUUACCACUCCCCGAAAGUCUCCCUCAGUACACCCGGAAUCUCAAAGCACUUUAAGCACCCCUUAUCCGGAGGAAGGAGAGUACAAAAACGGUGCGAGGGUAAGGAAAAACUAUAGGACUCUGGUACUGGGGAAACAGUCUGGAAUUCCGACGACACAACUGAAAUUAAAUGGUAAAGUUUACAGGACCCCAAGAUCUACAGGUAAGACAGAGAAUUAUGAAGGAUCACCAGAGGAUUUUACGGGCGGGAGUAAACGCAAACGUGCAUCAAGCAAUGUAGCAGCUGUGAAAAGGCCUUUCAACUUCAUGGAAAAUUUUCCGUCUCCGCCGUCGCUAAUUAUUGGCAGUGAUGGGGAUUUGAGCCCCGCUUAUUCUCUGAACUCUAUGAAGGAUAAACAGCCUCACCGGUCUCAUCCUGUGUGGAAGUGGCAGCUUGGUGGUUCUGCUGUACCCCUCCCACCAAGUCACAGAUUUCGGAAAUUUUAGCGCAGGAAAGGUUAAGUCUUUACGAUAUAAUUUUGGUGAUUUAUACCAAAAACUACGAAAAAGUCUUAAAAUGGAGCUACAAGCACUGAUGACCUUUUACUGGAUAAGCAGUCUACAUGGUUAUGGAACUCCUGUAACUACAAUGUUACUUAUUUUGAGUUGGACCACUUUCAAGACUUACCGGCCCGACGAAUAAUAAUAAUAACAAGUACCUCAAGGAUUUAUACUGAAACGAACACAAAACAGUUUGACACGAUGGAAUCCAUUCGCGCAGAAUGGUUUUUCAAAUGAGUUGUAAUAAUUCUCAACAUUUGCAGCAGGCCUACUGGAUUGUACCAUUGAAUCAAGUAUAAUUCACUUGUAUUGAUUCCCCCCAGGACAGACUCUUUUGCAGAACUUCGGCCGCACUGUUUUGAGAGUUUUAUUUUUAUUUUUUCUAAAUGUGCCCAAUGACUGAAAAUAAUUUGAUUUUAUUUACAAUUUUGCCCUCUUGAGAUACCAAUUGCAACCUUGCUGUAGCUUUCCUCCUCACAGUAUUGUCAACAGGAACUUUUCACUUUUCGAUUUCUCCAUAAUGUUGGUUUCUACUUUUAUAUUUAUUUCUAAGUGCGUGCAUGCUUUCUCAGAAUGGCUGGCUUGUGUGUUUCUAUGAGUGGUUAAAUUUCUUUUUUUUUUUAAUUUUAUUUUAUUAUUCUUAUUAUUAUUUUUUAUUUAUUUAUUUUUUGCUGGGGGAAUUGUAGCCUACUCUUUUGUGAUUGUGCUCACACACAAAUAUACAACCCUGACUGUUAGGCCCACCACAGAUGGCCUUAAUUACUGACAAUCAGGAGGAGCUGUUCGGAUUUGCACGAAAAAAGACAAACAACAAACACCAAAUCUAUCUUGCUAGCACAUUCAUGGACAAAUUGCAGAACACUGAACAAAAGCACAAACCUCGUGCAUUGCACUUUUAAAUAAUACAGAGGCCUGGUAGACCGUAAAGAACAGAUGUUUUUUUGAGAAGUAGCGUACGUCUGGAAAGGAAAACAAAAAUAGCAUGUAUAAAAUGAAAAGCUUAAUCAAAUGAUUGGAAAUCCUACUGUUGGCAGUAGUAAAUUGAGAUAUGUGCAAACAUGAAUGUAUGUUUAUUUCUCGUCUACUUCGCUAAAUAAUAUUCAAAUGAGUUUCCGUCGAAUUUAGCAAGAGUAACAAGCCACCAGGAAAUAUCAACAGCUUGUCAACUACCAACUGUUUGUUUUUGCGUAUGCAUUUAAAAAGAAUGUCGUUUAUAUAGCCUACCAAUGAUAAUAUUACAGGCACAAAACGUUUUGUGUAACGCGCCCUGGGCAAGGCUUAACCCAAAUUGUCCAACAAGAAGUCAGUAUAAUGUAAUAUAUCAGUAACGUCCAAUUUGUUAAAAUUCUGUUAUUGGAACAUAAGGUGAUUCGUAUUAUUCUUUCAGGCCCGAAGGCUGAAGUGAAAGACUUGGCAGGGGUUGCACCUUACUUUCUUAGCCAAAUUUUGAUAAACUAGCACUGUUUUAUUGUACAGACUGAAUUUAGGCUUUCUGGUGAAACGUUACAGACAACGUUUUUCUUGCGAACAAAAUUUGGGAGUGUAGCCUUAAGUCCUUAAAAAUAAGCGCAUGUUUUAAAACGCUUAUAAUCAUGUCAUAAAAUCAAACACAUUCACUGACCAUUUCUCUGUGUGUGUGCGUGUGCGUGCGCGAGUGUGUGUGUGUGUGUCUGUUUGUGUGUGUCUCUGUGUGUGGGGGGGUGGGUGUGUGUAUGUGCGCGCGCGCGCGUUAUGAGAAAUGUAAAGUCACGUUGUGUUACUGGUAUGUUCACCUCUUGAAAUUCGACCUGUACAUUUUGAAUUAAAUAAUCAGAUGUUAAUUUUUUAAAAUUAAUAUUCCCGAGGCUGACGUGUUGUUUGGAAUGUAUAUAUCCUUAUUUAACAUAUACACUGUCUUUUUAAUGGGUAUUUAAUGAGGCCUACCUUAAGUCUGAGUAGUUUUACAACCAGAAAAUAGCCCCAUGGCCCUCGCAGUCCGACAGUAUGAACAACAAAAUAUUUUCGAGGUCAGUGUCCUUUCCACUAAUGUCAGUGAGUAACUUAAGCACGCGACAAAACCACUAUAAAACGCCAAUGCCUAUUAGUCUCAUUGUGAAUGUAUUUUGCAUUCAAAAAUAUGCAUGUCUGUGAGGCGUCAGAACGUUUUCACGAUGUUCGUGACAGAUAGAUUUUGGACCUUAUAUUACUUUAGGGUUUUACGGCUAAUCAUGAGCAUGGAUUACAACACGUCGAAUAUCCCCAGAACAAUUAGAAAUUACAAUAUAUAUUUUUUGUACAAACACAGGUUUCAGUAGGGCCCGUUACAUGGUUUUUGACAGUUUUUCGAUGCAGGCGACCAAUGCUAUUUCGCAUUUACACUUUUGUCAUAUAGUACACUGGAAUGUCAAUUGGGGGUCAAAUGUUGCAGUCCGUGGACUAUUCUAAUAACUGUAAAACAAGCCUACCAAUAAGCUAUUUUGUUCAUUGUGCAGAAAACAACAUGGUUAUUUAAACGACGUUUGAAGGAGAGAUUCGUGUAUUUGGCAUUGAAAUGUAGUUCCAUUUUAAGAAGGGUCAGCAGGAUGGAAUGGAAGUAAGUGAUGUUAUCAAUUUACAACUGCAUGGUCUCACUGCUUUUGGAUCUUGAACUCUUCUAUCUCCUGUUUUUGCUAUACUUGAGGUCAGUUCUGACAAGAAAUUUGAAGUCACUGGUUGUGUACAUGAAAUUAAAUAUUUAUUUUUGUGAUUUA
Molecule: messenger RNA, 6209 nt
Organism: Anguilla rostrata (American eel)
Lineage: Eukaryota; Metazoa; Chordata; Actinopteri; Anguilliformes; Anguillidae
Gene: skida1
Product: SKI/DACH domain containing 1
Exons: 1
Coding region: 982-3426 (814 amino acids)
Source: RefSeq, a predicted model, not a curated record